UUGUCAAAUCCUCAACCAGUCCAGAAACUUCGCGACUGCGCCGCCGCGCGACCGGAGCGGACAAGCCAAGUGGUCGCUCACCUCCUUUUCUUCUUGGCACUCCGUUGCUCCUCGUCCCUCUUUCCGCUACGGAUGGAUCAGGAAACCGCUCUCGAUCUCGUGAAGAAGGGCUCGACUGUUCUCCUGCUCGAUGUCCCGCAGUUCACCCUCCUCGGUAUCGACACCCAGAUGUUCUCCGUGGGGCCAAUGUUUAAGGGUAUCAAGAUGAUCCCACCAGGGAUCCACUUUAUCUACUAUAGUUCCUCAAACAAGGAAGGCAAUGAAUUUUCUCCAAUGGUCGGCUUCUUCAUUAGUACAAGAUCAGCCGAGGUGGUUGUUCGCAAGUGGAACCCUUCAGAAGAGCGGUUGGUCCAAAUUUCUGAAGAAGAGGAAGGCAGGUACUCUGAAGGAGUUAGAUGCUUGGAGUUUGAUUCUCAUCUUGGUCCUUAUGUUUUAAAUCAAUAUGGGGAGUGGAAACAGCUUUCUAAUUACAUCACUGAGAGUACUAUUGAGAAAAUUGAGCCCAUUGGUGGAGAUAUUACAAUAGCCUAUGAGUCUGGAUUAAUUGAAGUUCCUAAAACUGCCAUGGAGAAACAAUUGAUUGAGCAACUAAAGAGCAAUACGUUUUCAAAAUUAGAAAGAGAGGAACAUUACAAACAUGGAUGCUACUACACGCCUAUUCCCAAUUCUGUCAAUCACAAGGGCAUCUCUGCCGAGGAACUUACAGCAAUUAACCUUGAUAAAACAAAGUUGCUGGAAAAGAUAUUGAUCAAAGAUUAUGGAGGUGAAGAAGAUUCACUCUUGGGGGAGCUACAAUUUUCUUUUGUUGCCUUUAUGAUGGGACAAUCACUAGAAGCCUUUAAACAGUGGAAGUCUUUUGUUAUCCUUCUAUUCAGCUGCAUAGAAGCACCACUUAAGACAAGAACUCGUUUGUUCUCCAAGUUUAUCAAAGUUAUCUUCCACCAACUGAACCAUGGAUUUCAGAGAAAUAAAAAUCAUUCAAACAAUACGGGAAAGGAAAUAUCCCUUUUCUUGGACGAGGCAUGGUUCUCCAAGGAAAUUUUCUUAUUUCGCCUUUGCAAGGAUUUCUUCCCGUUGGUAUUGGAUUCUUCAGUUGUUGAUGGUGACUUGCCCUAUUGGGUUCGAACUCUUUCUUCUCGUACGAGAAAACUGAAGGUUCUACUUGAAACUGCACUUGGGUGGGAUUUUGCAGAUGACGAAGAUGAUGAGUUCUCCCCUGUAAUUGUACCUUGUGACGAAGUGAAUUAAUCUCCUUCAAGUUGCAUGAUGAUCUCCGAGGAGUCUCAGAUUUGGCAAGUGUUUGUCUUCUGGAAAUUGUUCCACCGUAAGCCUCAACUGUAGCUUGAGCUGUUUUGAACAUCUUGAAACUGUUAGAUCUUGAAUAUUAUGAUUAUUAAGUGACGUGUUAUAUUUCA
Messenger RNA from Zingiber officinale, 1475 nucleotides. RefSeq names its product protein AAR2 homolog. The coding region runs from base 133 to 1308 and encodes 391 amino acids. Gene Ontology annotation, biological process: spliceosomal tri-snRNP complex assembly. Lineage: Eukaryota; Viridiplantae; Streptophyta; Magnoliopsida; Zingiberales; Zingiberaceae. The record is from RefSeq and is a predicted model, not a curated record. The transcript has 13 exons.